AUGAACUCAAUUGGUGCCUGGAACUUUACGCCUAACGCAACACAAUGGGCAGGUAAUCUACUACCAAACCUAGGCUACUGGAGCGCGACGAAUGGGUCGUGGUCGUACGAGAUACAAGUGGCGUGGCCGCUGAACUGGACUGGGCGCGGGGAAAAGUCCGUUGUGGAGACCAUGUACGUUUUAGAUGGCAAUGCACUUGGCCUUACAGCCACCGAGGCGGUGCGGCGGCGUCGGCCCGUCGAGUUCAACAUGCCCGAUUGCAUCGUGGUUAGCAUAGGGUACCCGGAGACGCUUCAAGACUCGCCGUAUAGCAUGCAGCGCAGCUACGACUACCAGCCUCCCGUGUGCGACGCGUGUGCGCUGCCUGCGGUGCCGGGCGUGCCAUCCAACGCCGACAACUUCAUCGACUUCAUCGACACGGCACUAAGGCCGUGGAUCCGGAGAGUUGCAUUUCCCCAAGCCGACUUUGACCGCGAUGCACUGUACGGGCAUUCGUUUGGCGGUCUGUUUGUCUUGUAUGCGCUGACGGUGCGGCCGGACUUGUUUGACACGUUUCUGAGCGCGUCGCCUGCCCUCUUCUUCAACGACGGCUACGUCUUCAACCACACCGAGUUUCUGGCGCCUCUGGUGGCGCAUCCUGCAGUCCAUGGCACAAACACGACAAGGCCCGCAUUUCAGAUUAGCUAUGGCGCGCUCGAGCAGAAUCCCGUGCAGAGACGGACGGAGACAAACGCCGAGUUCGAGUUCCGCAAGAGCAUCCUCGUAGCGCAGCAAAUGACUACCUUGUCGCAGAAGCUGUACAGGGCGCUAGAGGAGAGUCCGGCGCUCAGGGAUGUGAGCAUUCGCGAGUAUCCCUUCAGCGACCACGCGGCGGUGGGAGCAGCAGCGCUGGCAGACGGAUUGGACUAUUUCCUGGAUUGGUGCACGGCAAAGUACUGCUAG
Messenger RNA from Exserohilum turcica Et28A, 942 nucleotides. RefSeq lists its product as uncharacterized. Gene Ontology annotation, molecular function: hydrolase activity, acting on ester bonds. The coding region runs from base 1 to 942 and encodes 313 amino acids. Lineage: Eukaryota; Fungi; Ascomycota; Dothideomycetes; Pleosporales; Pleosporaceae. The record is from RefSeq and is a predicted model, not a curated record. The transcript has 2 exons.